UUUACUUUCGCUUUCUUGCGGGCGGCCCCAGACCCCGGCCGCGGAGGGACCGAGACGGACGCCAGCCCCGCCGCCCCGCCGCUGCGGACACGAUGGCAGAUGAUCAAGACUGUGGUAUGGAGCAGGCAGCUGGGGACUCAGAAAGCCCAGAUGCAGUUGAUGCGAGGCCAGACCGGUCCUCCUUUGUCCCAUCACUCUUCAGUAGGAAAAAGAAAAAUGACUCCGGGAGAUCAAUCAAGACUGCCCAGGACCAAGUGCCUACAUACCAGUAUAACAUGAAUUUUGAGAAGGUGGGCAAAUGCAUCAUCAUAAACAACAAGAACUUCGACAAAACGACAGGGAUGGGCGUCCGAAAUGGAACGGACAAAGAUGCCGAGGCUCUUUUCAAGUGCUUCAGAAACCUGGGUUUUGAUGUGGUCAUCUAUAAUGACUGUUCUUGUGCCAAGAUGCAAGAUCUGCUAAAGAAAGCCUCUGAAGAGGACCACAGAAAUUCUGCUUGCUUCGCCUGCAUCUUACUAAGCCACGGAGAAGAAAAUCUAAUUUAUGGAACAGAUGGCAUGACAGCAAUAAAGGACUUGACCGCCCAUUUUAGGGGGGAUAGAUGCAGAACCCUUCUAGAGAAACCCAAACUCUUCUUCAUUCAGGCUUGCCGGGGGACCGAGCUCGAUGAUGGGGUCCAGGCCGACUCGGGGCCCAUCAAUGAUACAGAUGCCAAUCCUCGAUAUAAGAUCCCCGUUGAAGCCGACUUUCUCUUCGCGUAUUCUACAGUUCCAGGCUAUUACUCGUGGAGGAGCCCAGGAAGUGGGUCCUGGUUUGUGCAGGCCCUGUGCUCCACCCUGAAUGAGCACGGCAAGAGCCUGGAGAUCUUGCAUAUCCUCACCAGGGUGAACAACAGGGUGGCCAGGCACUUCGAGUCCCAGUCGGAUGACCCCCACUUCCACGAGAAGAAGCAGAUCCCAUGUGUGGUCUCCAUGCUUACCAAGGAACUCUACUUCUGAAAAGAUAACCAUUUCAGGGAUGCAUUCUUGCUGAAAAACCAUGGAUCAUUUGUUCAUGAGUCUUUUUUUUUUUUUUUUUUUUUUUGAUGCUUUUGAAAUACCUAGAAAUUCUAAAGGUUUUUAAUUCAGGAACAUUUAUUGAUUCAAAAGGAAAGAAACUUUCUGGUGCUGUCUUAUGUUCGUAUGUUUUCAGAGACUCUCUCUUUUUUUUUUUUUUUACAAUGUAUCCAUUUGAUGGCUUUGUAAUUUCUUCUUAAGACUAAUUUUUUGUUUGUAUUUAUCUGCUUAUUGUUCCAUGUAGCACAUACAACAGAAACAACCUCCGCAGACUCUUGGCUGUGUCCACCAUGAUUGGUGGUGACACGGUAGAUGGGGUCUACUUGGCAAAGAGCAUUGCAGGGCUGAAAAAAAAAAAACAGCAUCUGUUCACCAGUGUUGCAGAAAGUGGGUAUUGAGUGUGAUUUGAGUGAUUUUUCAUUGGCUUAGGACAGAUUCUCAUGCAAAAUUUUCCAGACAAAGGGAAAAAAAUGUUAAUGAUUCUAAUAUGUAUCAAACAGGAAACAGAAACCAUUCUAGGUGUUUCAGUAGAGGAAAUUUAAUAGAGGAAAUUGACCACAGAGAUGAUAAAAGAAACCCCAAAUAAAAGGAAUCUGUUACCACUUAAGGCUAUGAAAAGGUGUGGUCCCCUUAGUCUAGAAGCUGGGGUAGCCCACAGGAAGUGGCAGCAUGGUGGGGGCUGCCUGGUAAGAGCCGGGACCACCAAGGGAUUGUGGGAAUUGGAGCCAUGGCAGAGACAAAGCCCCUCAACUGGGCAAGACCAGUUGAGUCAGAUGUAAAGAAAUACCGUGGCUUCAUCUCUCCUGCCCUCGACUCUUCCUCCACCACCUUACCUGGAAGCCAGCUGACAAGCGCCUUGGAAGCAUGAUUUCCUGCAAAUACAGAGCACAGCAAAGCCAAGUGAGGUGAGGCAGGAGCAAGGAGUGGGUUUCAGAAUGGUCCAUAAUGUGAAUAUAAGUAAACCUAGUCCCUGAGGUUCAGCAAUUCCUCCCUUCAAUCAUUUAUUCAUUGAAUUGUCCGAUAAUCUCCGUAUUGACCACUAUGUGCAAAAUAAUUUUUUUUUUAGCUUUGAAAUCUACCUGGAAUUUUUUAGAUUAUUCCAAGCCUUAUUCUGAGUAAAUUUUUUGUUACCCCUAAUUCUCUAUGGGGAAAAAGUUUAUGGCAAAGAUUUUUCCACUUUGUUUUCAAGGUUACCUUUUGAAUUCUUGAUAAGUUACGAUUUUAUUCUGGCCUAAUAACUGGUUAACACACAGAUGUUCAUAUUUAUUGAUUAAAAAGUGGUUGCUUAAUUCCUAA
Molecule: messenger RNA, 2351 nt
Organism: Nyctereutes procyonoides (raccoon dog)
Lineage: Eukaryota; Metazoa; Chordata; Mammalia; Carnivora; Canidae
Gene: CASP7
Product: caspase 7
Exons: 7
Coding region: 93-998 (301 amino acids)
Biological process (GO): proteolysis; apoptotic process
Cellular component (GO): cytoplasm
Source: RefSeq, a predicted model, not a curated record